Messenger RNA from Asparagus officinalis (garden asparagus), 1816 nucleotides. RefSeq names its product replication factor C subunit 3-like. The transcript has 11 exons. Gene Ontology annotation, biological process: DNA repair; DNA-templated DNA replication. Gene Ontology annotation, molecular function: DNA binding; DNA clamp loader activity. The record is from RefSeq and is a predicted model, not a curated record. NCBI's taxonomy places the organism in Eukaryota, Viridiplantae, Streptophyta, Magnoliopsida, Asparagales, Asparagaceae. Bases 76 to 1464 code for a protein of 462 amino acids. Gene Ontology annotation, cellular component: DNA replication factor C complex; nucleus.
GGCCUCAGCCCCGGCCGCGAGAGCUUCGCCUCCUCCACUCGAACCUCGGCCUCCUCCUCCUCCUCCGUCCUUAUCAUGAUCCAGGAGUGGGCCCCGUCCUGCCUCUCUAAGAGCAAUUGGAGGAAGGUGGAUCACGAGGAGGGAGAUCUGCAGCCGGCGGGGGAGUGGGACCCGGGACUGCCGACGCCACGUGCCAGCAGGAAGCCCUUGAGGGAGAGUGAUUUGGCGCCAGCGCCGCAGCCCCAGGCUGCUCCGGUUGCUGAUGUCGUGCCCCACGUUCCAGUGGCCGCUGCGGUGCACGGGCGGAAGGAGAGGGAGUAUGUUUGGGCGUAUAAGUACAGGCCGAGGUCCCUGGACGAGUUUAUUUGUAACAAGGAUCGGGUUGAGGAGCUAAAGGAGAUGGUGAGAAAGCAAAAAUGCGGUCAUCUUAUAUUUGAGGGUCCUCCAGGGGUUGGGAAGAGAACUAUGGCUUUAGCAUACUUGCGAGAUGCCUUGGGACCUGAAAAUUUGAAGACAAAAAAUGAAUUGAGGAAAAUUGAACUAAAGGGUGAGCAUAUCACCACCAUUGACGUCAAUCUGAGAAUAUCAUCCAAACAUGUUGAGAUUAAUUUAUCUGAAUUGCCUGGAUAUGAAAAGCAUGUUCUUGUGUCUCUGAUAAAUGAAUCCCAUUCUCCAUUGGACAAACCCAUCCAAUGUGAUCCUCCUAAUUUUCGAGCAAUUGUUGUGCACGAGGCUGACAAGCUUUCAACAGAUGCUCAGUUUUAUAUUCGCUGGAUCAUGGAGAAGUACAAGGGCUGUAAUAAGAUCUUCUUUUGCUGCUCUGAUGCCUCAAAGCUUCAAACAAUAAAACAUCUUUGCAAAAUCGUAGAACUCCGACCACCUUCGGAUAGUGAGAUCGUUGAAGUUCUGGAGCUCAUUGCAAAACAAGAACAUAUUGAAUUGUCUCAACAUCAAGCACAAAAAAUUGCGCAGAACUCGAAGAACAACCUUCGACAGGCAGUUCGUUCAUUUGAAGCCUCCUGGAAGUAUAAUUCAUUCAAGGAUGAAGUGGAGAUCUUGACUGGAUGGGAAGAUGAUAUUGCUAAAAUAGCUACGAGUAUUGUUAAGGAUCAAAGCCCAAAGCAGUUAUAUAUUAUCCGUGGGAAGCUUAAAAAGCUGAUUGAACAUGACGUAUCACCAGAUUUUAUUUUCAGUACUCUGGUUUGUGAACUGAAGAAGCAAGUGAUCAACCAGUUCCAUGGCAAGAUCGAUGCUAUGUAUCAGGAGUACAAGCUUCAUGUCACUGGGUCUAACUCGAGCCUGGAGAAUGUGGGACUUUAUAGUCAAGAGGUUUCUGGCGACAAGUCUCAUGACCAGCGAAAAAAUGUUCACUACUUCAUGAAGAUUGAAGAAUUUACUGCAAAGUUUAUGAGCUACUACAAAUUGUCAAUAACCAAAGGCAUCAGGGGAAGUGGUUGUCGUUGAAGCUUGGAGAACAAGUUCAUGAACUUUAUCGGAAAGUUGAGGGAGCUAUCCCCUAAAUGGCAUCUUAUUAAGCAAGAAAUAUUACUCGAUGACUUGUCUUAUAUCGAAAUAAAGAAUAUGCAAAUAAUGGAUGCACUGAAACCAUCUUCUAAAACUCAUUCACAGAGAUGAAAUUGUAGAUGGAAGUGCAAGACUCUUGUAUGAUUGUUAUUCUAUAUAUCGUGGCCGCAAGUAGCUUUGCAUUGUUGGAAGUGGUUGAUCACUUGAUUGUGAUGCCCAGCAGCACAUACCUCUAGCUUACGGAAAACAGCAAUUUUAUGUUCUAUGGUGCCAUUUUGCUAUUCAAGAUGCU